This is a messenger RNA of Sinocyclocheilus grahami, 1254 nucleotides long. It is a transcript of the gene slc25a17l, whose product is annotated as solute carrier family 25 member 17-like. Gene Ontology annotation, molecular function: ADP transmembrane transporter activity; NAD transmembrane transporter activity; FAD transmembrane transporter activity. The record is from RefSeq and is a predicted model, not a curated record. Bases 179 to 1117 code for a protein of 312 amino acids. Gene Ontology annotation, cellular component: peroxisomal membrane. NCBI's taxonomy places the organism in Eukaryota, Metazoa, Chordata, Actinopteri, Cypriniformes, Cyprinidae. Gene Ontology annotation, biological process: transport. The transcript has 9 exons.
UCGAGAAUAUCAGCAGCACAAAGAACCAUCCUGUUUUGAAUACGGAAGUUUUUAUUCUGUUGUCGCACGUAAUGAAUAUGAAUCAGACCGGGAAUCAAUCGUUCUGACUGGCAGCUAAUUUGUGUGAAGUAAAGACACAGCAAUCUGGUUUUUAAACUAAAGCGAGAGAGAAAGAGAGAUGUCAGAGAGCAGCAGCUCGGUCCGCCUGCUGUCAUAUGAAACACUGGUGCACGCUGUGGCAGGUGCAAUGGGCAGUGUUACAGCAAUGACAGUGUUUUUCCCUCUGGACACAGCCAGGAUCAGACUGCAGGUGGAUGAAAACCGUAAGUCUCAGUCCACCCCCAUCAUUCUGGCUGAGAUAGCGAAGGAGGAGGGCAUAUUGUCUCUGUAUCGUGGCUGGUUUCCUGUCAUUUCUAGCCUGUGCUGCUCUAACUUUGUGUACUUCUACACAUUCAACACACUGAAGAGGGUCAUGGUCUCGGACCGCUCCAAGCCUAGCACAGAUUUGCUCAUGGGCUUCAUAUCAGGAGCUGUCAAUGUGCUCCUGACGACCCCUAUGUGGGUGGUGAACACGCGACUGAAGCUUCAGGGGGCAAAGUUCAGGAACGAAGAUCUCCAUCAGACCCACUAUAAGGGCAUAUUUGAUGCCUUCUCCCAGAUAAUAGCCAAUGAGGGAGUGGGAACGCUGUGGAACGGGACGUUGCCGUCUCUCGUGCUGGUGUUCAACCCCGCCGUGCAGUUCAUGUUCUACGAGGCCAUGAAACGAAGAGCAGGACAUGGAGGCAAGAAGAUAUCAUCAUUUGAGAUCUUUCUCAUCGGUGCCAUCGCUAAAGCCAUCGCAACAUCUGCAACGUAUCCUCUGCAAACGGUUCAGGCCAUUCUGAGGUUUGGCCAGUAUAAAUCAGACGGUAAAGGGGGUCUAGUGGGCAGCCUGAAGAAUGUAGUUUCUUUGCUAAUGGACCGGAUCAAGAGACAUGGGCUCUUGGGUUUGUAUAAAGGUCUAGAGGCGAAGCUGCUCCAGACUGUGCUGACGGCCGCCCUCAUGUUCGUGGUGUAUGAGAAGAUCACUGCCGCCACCUUCAAACUCAUGGGCCUCCAGAAGAAACUCAAGCACUGAGUCACUAACAACUAAUUUAUGACUACCUCUAACUAAUUUAUGACUACACACACCAACAGGAGGAGCUCCACAUAUCCCAUCAGCCAUUGCUCCACUGGGUACGGUUUCAGUCCUACCACAACAUAGGUCAGUUUAAA